GCGGGCGCGAGGCGCGGGGCGGGCGCCAUCAUGUCGCGGGAGUUCGAGCUGUGCCCGGGGCGCCGCGUGGGCGGCGAGCAGCCCUGCUUCGUCAUCGCCGAGAUCGGGCAGAACCACCAGGGCGACCUGGGCAUCGCCAAGCGCAUGAUCCGCAUGGCCAAGGACUGUGGAGCAGACUGUGCUAAGUUCCAGAAGAGUGAACUGGAGUACAAAUUCAACAAGAAAGCCUUGGAAAGGCCCUAUACCUCUAAACACUCCUGGGGAAAGACCUAUGGGGAGCACAAGCGCCACUUGGAGUUUAGUCAUGACCAAUAUAGAGAGCUGAAGAAAUACGCAGAAGAGAUUGGCAUUUUCUUCACAGCUUCUGGUAUGGAUGAGAUGGCUGUGGAAUUUCUACAUGAACUGGACGUUCCAUUUUUCAAAGUGGGAUCAGGAGAUACAAACAAUUUUCCGUAUUUGGAAAAGACUGCAAAGAAAGGUCGCCCAAUGGUGAUUUCCAGUGGGAUGCAGUCGAUGAACACGAUGCAUCAGGUUUAUCAGAUCGUAAAGCCCAUCAAUCCAAAUUUCUGCUUCCUGCAGUGCACCAGUGCAUACCCACUUCAGCCAGAGGAUGUCAACCUCCGUGUUAUAUCGGCGUACCAGUCAGCUUUUCCUGAUAUCCCCAUUGGCUAUUCGGGACACGAAACUGGCAUAGCCAUUUCAGUGGCAGCUGUUGCUAUGGGUGCUAAAGUACUGGAACGCCAUGUGACUCUUGACAAAACAUGGAAAGGAAGUGACCACCAGGCAUCCUUGGAGCCAAAUGAACUGGCAGAGUUAGUGAAAGCCAUCCGUACAGUGGAAAAAGCAAUGGGUUCUCCAGUCAAGCAGCUCUUGCCUUGUGAAAUGGCUUGCAAUGAAAAGCUGGGAAAGUCUGUUGUGGCGAGAGUGACAAUUCCUGAAGGUGCGGUACUGACACUUGACAUGCUGACAGUGAAAGUGGGAGAGCCCAAGGGCUUUCCCCCAGAGGCCAUCUUUGAUCUGGUGGGCCAAAAGGUUAAAAAAAAAAUCGAAGCAGAUGAAACCAUCACUGAGGAAGCAGUGGAAAAUCAUGCCAAAAAAGUGAAGUGCUAAACCAAGGCACUCCAUUCCCCAUUUCGUGAUGUAGUACUGCAUUACUGCACAAUGUAUUUAAGUAUAGCAGCAUGGUAGAGUAGAAGAACGGGGUAUAAUUAAGAGGAUCCAAGCAGGUUAGAAUUUUCAGAUUCUUAUUAGCAGGAAGUUUCUGCAGCAACUAGGUAUAAAUUAUGAAGAGCAAUUUUAUUUGAAACCAUGAAGCAUUGUAUGUAGAAAAUACCAUGCUCCUCCUUUCUCCAUUUCACAUAACGCAGAUUAAUUUGGUGUUUUGCCAGAUUUAAGACCACAGUGCUGCUUUCCAGCAUCCCUUUUUUUCCCAGGAUGCUAGUGUGAGUUGAAUGCACGUUAAGGGAAAGUUUACAUACAGUGAACAUAAAAUGACAUGUUCAAUGUGAUGAGUUUUUUUCAUGACGAAAGUCUGAAAAUAAAAAGUCUCAAGAUAAAGCAGUGGUCUGCAGGAAGCUGCACUCUCUGGAAAAUGAGCUUCUUGAGAAACCUAGAUUUUCAAGAGAUGGUACCAAAAAGGGAAGCAAACAGGCUAUGUAAAAGUCCCAUUUAAGGGGCAAGAGAAAGAAACUUUUUGUACUUCUUGUGAACUGAAAGACAAGAAGGCAAGCCAGACAGAUUAAGGGUUGGGGGCUGGGGAGGGAAGAUCUGAGAUGGACAGUGGAAAUAACCCAGUCUUCAAAAAAGAGUCAGAAGUGUCUGUUGUGAGUUGAGUGAAGCCUGAAAUCUUAAAUCAGUUCUGCAGUGCAUUUGGCUAUCUCUGUUCAUACCUGGGGGCAACUUCUCAGGUAGGAAGCCAAAUGCUGCUAAAGAUUUAGCAGCCUCCUUCCUCUACUAAUCAAAUAAGCUGGUUGGGUUUUUCCCCUCCAGCACUGGUGUUUGAGACAGCUGAGGCUGGCUGCUUAACUAGAUCACAGGACUAUGGUUCAUUGUGAUGGUCAGUGUUGCUCUUGUGUGCUCUGCUCUAGCAUCACAGCUGCUCACUUUUCAAGUAAGAAAGGCAAUCCUAAUCCUGUCAGCCUGCUGCUCUUCCAGUUGUUCAGGGAGAAGCUGUAUGGCAGGACCUGCAUACCAGGCAUCCCUUAAUUAGUUUGGAUAGGACAGAACUGCUUUGGUAUAAUUAAUCUGCAUUUUUCUGUGAUGGAAUUAUUUUCUAGUAAUGAUUAUUUGGAAUGUUCUACCUCUUGGUCAUGAGUUGGUGAAGUAUCUUGAAUUCGGUUGUGGUGUUUCUGUACCUGUGAGCUGUUUACUUUCAAAAUGUUUACCCUUCUGAAAUUCUGAGGAAACUGUAUUCAUAUCUUUAAACUGGGAAGGAGAGGUUCUUUGAAUCAUGCUUGACUGUAUGUGAGCUCUGAUUGAUGCAAUAUGCUUGCCUUACAUUAAAAAACUACUCAAUGGUUAAAAAGAUUUUUUUAUUUCAAAUUUAAAAAAUAAAUUUAGCUUAUAAAACAAA
This is a messenger RNA of Apus apus (common swift), 2572 nucleotides long. RefSeq names its product N-acetylneuraminate synthase (gene NANS). The record is from RefSeq and is a predicted model, not a curated record. Lineage: Eukaryota; Metazoa; Chordata; Aves; Apodiformes; Apodidae. Gene Ontology annotation, biological process: carbohydrate biosynthetic process. Gene Ontology annotation, molecular function: N-acylneuraminate-9-phosphate synthase activity. Bases 31 to 1110 code for a protein of 359 amino acids. The transcript has 6 exons.